AUGAAUGCAAAAACUUUACCAACGCGACGACUGUUGGUGGUGUGCCACCACAGAGAUAGGCAGACGGCUCAUUUCGAAGGAGCGAAAUCAUGUGUUCAUUACUAUCGCCAAAAAUGUAACAGAAGAAGAACAACAAAAGCAGAAGCACGCGCAAGGGCUUCACCACAAUCAUCAAAUCCAUUCACAGACGCACUCCCCUACCCGACGAUAGUACCUUCUCGAAAAGAGUGGAAGAAAACGUUCACGACGAACGACGGGGUCAAGUACACGUGUCGGGCGUGUGACGUGGACGACAUCCCCGCAGUCGCAUCUUUAUUGAUGCGAAGUAAAUUAGCGGGGUUUCCCACGGAAGAAAGCAAGCUGAAGAAAUACAUAGAGAAAAGCAUAAACGCGUUCCCACGAGGAGCGUACAUCGUCUUGGUAAAAGACGACGAAGAAGAAGAAGAAAAGAGUAAAAAAUGUGUCGGAGUGGUGGGCGUCUCCAACACGCCAGAAACCAGAAGAGACGACUUUGACAGAGCGUUGCAGUUCACCGACGACGGCGGGUACAUAUCAGAUUUAGUCAUCGACACGAGAUGGAGAGGAAGAGGAUUGGGCGAAAAGUUGAUGUUAUGCGGAGAGAGUUUGUGUAAAGAGAUGGGUCGCGAAGAAGUUUACUUACACGUAUCGACCAGAAAAGUUGGCGUCAUUCGAUUAUACGAAAAUAUAGGGUACGAGGAACGCAGUUCAAACUUUUUGCGACGAGAUUUGCUGAUGCGAAAGAAGAUAUGA
This is a messenger RNA of Bathycoccus prasinos, 771 nucleotides long. RefSeq lists its product with no specific name. The transcript has a single exon. Bases 1 to 771 code for a protein of 256 amino acids. The record is from RefSeq and is a predicted model, not a curated record. Gene Ontology annotation, molecular function: acyltransferase activity, transferring groups other than amino-acyl groups. NCBI's taxonomy places the organism in Eukaryota, Viridiplantae, Chlorophyta, Mamiellophyceae, Mamiellales, Bathycoccaceae.